Knipowitschia caucasica is the source of this 420-nucleotide messenger RNA. NCBI's taxonomy places the organism in Eukaryota, Metazoa, Chordata, Actinopteri, Gobiiformes, Gobiidae. The record is from the annotation of a GenBank genome assembly.
AUGACAGACCUGGGCCACGUGUGCGGGUCCGACAUGCGGCCGUCGGACCCUUCUCAGCUCAUUACUCAUUACACUAACAUUCUAUUAAUGAAGGCUUGUAACUUUGUAAACACUACCACAGGUCAUGUGCUCAGUAAUGAACCCAACUUGCCCUUCUCACCGGUCCCAGGCCCUUCUCACCGGUCCCAGGCCCUUCUCACCGAUCCCAGGCCCUUCUCACCGGUCCCAGGCCCUUCUCACCGGUCCCAGGCCCUUCUCACCGGUCCCAGGCCCUUCUCACCGGUCCCAGGCCCUUCUCACCGGUCCCAGGCCCUUCUCACCGGUCCCAGGCCCUUCUCACCGGUCCCUGGCCCUUCUCACCGGUCCCAGGCCCUUCUCACCGAUCCCAGGCCCUUCUCAGGGAGGGAGCAGUGGGGUUAG